AUGCCACUCAUUGUCAUCUCCGGUGGUCCGUGUUCGGGCAAAUCAACGCGAGCCAAAGAACUGCUUGACUAUUUCCAAACAAAAGCGAUGCCCGUACAGAUUAUUACGGAUAACAAUCUGGAUCGAAAUGCAGUUUAUACAGAUAACACGCUCGAAAAACAAGCACGAAGCGAUUUGAAAGCUGAAACACAAAGAUUAGUAACAAAAACGGAUUUGGUGAUCCUUGACGCUUUGAAUUAUAUAAAAGGCUAUCGCUAUGAACUUUAUUGCAUAACUAAACUUUAUCAAACCGUUCAAUGCACAAUUUACUGUAAUACUCCUGCACACGUUGCACGUGAAUGGAAUACGGCUAAUCAUCGAUAUGAUCCAUCGAUUUUUGAUGCAUUAGUGCAGCGUUACGAACCGCCAGAAGGUCGAAAUCGUUGGGAUGCACCAUUAUUUGAAAUCACGCCGGAGGAUCAAUUACCACUAGAACAAAUUGCAGAUUAUCUGGCGAAUAAACGCCCACCACCUCCCAACAAAUCGACAGUUAACUUACCAAUCUCGGAUACAAAUUUCCUACAUGAUGUCGACCGAGUAACGCAGGAUGUCAUCGAUUCAAUCGUUCAACAAAGUAAAAUGGCUGUGCUCGGUCAGCAGUUUUCAAUUCCAGGAACAACAGAAAAAAUUAACUGGAACCAAAAUCAUUCGGUUUCGGAUCUACGUCGAAUUCGUCAACAAUAUUUAAAAUUCAUCAAGACACACCCACCAUCAAAGGACAAUACAAAUACAACAUCAUUCGGCAAGGAUGUUUUUCCCCGUUUGACAGCCGUACUCGUCGCCGAUGCAUCGAAUCGAAAGGCGAUGCUUCUUAUUCGUUCUCCGACAUUAACCUUUGCAUUUAUAUUUUUCAUUCUUUCCAUUUGUUUAACUAUCUUGACAUUCAAUGUUCCAUAUGAUGAUUCGCAGUAUCUUAUACAAUUCUUAAUAAUCUGUCCACCAAUCAACUCCAUAUUCCUCUUUCUAUUUUCGGCAACAUGGAUCGAACGACGAUUUCGUUUAUCCUACAUGCCAUUUAUAUGUUUGAUUAUCUUGAUGUUGUCAUCAUUAACAUUAACCCUCGUAUCAAGUUUACUUUUAUCAUUAUCGAUUACGAUGUAUUUUAAUUUAAUUUUUUAUUCCUUUUUCUUUCUUCUAUUCUUGUCUUUAAUUAUCGUCACUAUCAUAUCGUAUUCUUACGGUUCAUUGUUUAUACAUCGUCAUCGGAAUAUGAUGACAGUUCAGCAACAAAACAGUGAAAUCCCGAAAAAUGUAGAACUUCUCAAACUUGAUAAAUACUCGUUUAAAUCCUCAGAUAACAAUGAACUUAUACUCUUCAUGUCAAAACUACCCGGCCGUCGUAUUCGUCAUGAUAUUCGCAACAUUCAAGAUGAUUUAAAUCAAAUACAAGUUCAUACAAUCAUAACAUUAAACGAGCCGAAAGAAUUGUCAUUUAUGAAUAUGACAAAUAAGAAUUUUUACAAUAUGGACAUUUACUCCAUGCAUGUCAAACGAGCUAAUAUGGAACAUAUUGUGUAUCCCAUCCGCGAUCGUUUUAUUCCGAAGUCAAUUAGUGAUUAUAUGCAAUUUUUAUAUUGCAUUAUCCUUAGUGUAAAUCGUUCCAGUCGUAAUCGAUUGCUCGUGCAUUGUAUGGGUGGAAUGGGGCGGACUGGUCUAACAGCGGUUUGCUUGGAUUUAACGUAUGAAAAUAUGAUGGCAAAUGAGAAUGAACCAAAAACGAAACAAAAGUUUGUCGAACGAUUCUGUCAUUAUCCAUUUCUAUUAGCAAAUCAUUGUCGCGUAUGUCGAGCGAUUGCGAAUGUUCGACAAGCACGACCAGGUACAAUUCAUAAUCCAUUACAAAUCUUAUUUGCUCACGAAUAUUACGCUCGUCUGAAAUCAUCUUCUUACAUGCAACAAAUCAAACACAUCCUAGACCUCAACGAGAAACUCCUCUCCAGCACGCAGGACGAAUUUGCAUUACCGACGAAUAUUUCACUUUAA
Molecule: messenger RNA, 2022 nt
Organism: Adineta ricciae
Lineage: Eukaryota; Metazoa; Rotifera; Eurotatoria; Adinetida; Adinetidae
Source: the annotation of a GenBank genome assembly